This is a messenger RNA of Lutzomyia longipalpis, 2274 nucleotides long. RefSeq lists its product as uncharacterized. The coding region runs from base 338 to 1852 and encodes 504 amino acids. Lineage: Eukaryota; Metazoa; Arthropoda; Insecta; Diptera; Psychodidae. Gene Ontology annotation, cellular component: nucleus. The record is from RefSeq and is a predicted model, not a curated record. Gene Ontology annotation, biological process: regulation of DNA-templated transcription. The transcript has 5 exons. Gene Ontology annotation, molecular function: DNA-binding transcription factor activity; cis-regulatory region sequence-specific DNA binding.
AGUCUCGGUGGUACUGUGGAUGAGUUUGGGUGUGUUUUUCCAUCCACUGUUCAAGGGGAAAAUUUUCCAAUUUUCCUGACUUUUUUCUACUGAAAAAAAAAAUUCCCACUAAAGUGAAUUUGUGGAAAAACUGCUGAAUUUUUUUCGAGAGGAAAAUUUUGAUUUUCUUUUCAUCUUUUUUGAAGGAAAAAUAAAAGUGAAUGUCGUGAUGUGAAAGAAAAAUUUUGUGAAAUUUUUUUUGGAAUUUUCCUGGGGCUGUGGAGUGAGCGAGAGAGAGAGAGAGAAAAGGGUGGCUUUUUGGUUUAGCCACCUUUUUGUGGUGUUUUGGGGGAAGAGAAUGAGGACAACGAUAAUCUGCGAUCCGGCCAUUUUGGAGUCAUCGCAGCAAAUGGAAAAUCGUGAAAAUCGUUACACAAAGCGAAAACGCACCGACAUCGAUCCGGCCAUGAAUGGGAGUGAUUUUCAGCAGCCGGUCAAAGCAAUGCGGACAUACAUGGGGAAUUUGUACAACCAGCAGGAGCAUCAGUAUGAAUUUGUGAAUGUUAUGUUCGACAGUAAUCUCCUACCUGUGCAGAAUCCAAUCAUUUCCGAGGCGAAUCAGGCAAAUUUGGCGGAAUUCUCAGCCAAUUGGAGUACAACGGAUCUCCUGGAUUUGGAUCAGAAGACCCCAUCGUCCACUGGGACGUUCCAGCCACAGCUGAGCAAUUUUCCAGCUGCAGAUUCGGGUCACAGACACAUCAAGACUGCCGUGAAUAGUGAGCCAAACAAUCAAAUGACUUCGGAGGACAUUGAGGAUAAGAAUUUGUCAUGGCUGUUCAAUUUUAAGCUCGAUGAGCUGCCACAUUUAUCCCCAGAGGUCAAUAGGACACCCUCAUCGAGCGCACCGCGAAGUCAUGCGUCCACAAAGAAGAUCGACGAGAUUAUUCAGGAGGCAACGGCGGGAAUUGAGGAUGAUGACCUCAAUGUGGCGGAAAAUGUAGUUGUGGAAAAUCCAAAUAGAAUCCAAAAGAAGCCACCCUUCACCUACACCGAACUCAUUGAAUACGCCCUCGAGGAUAGGGGAGAGCUCACAGUUUCUGGGAUUUAUCAGUGGAUUUCGGAUCGCUUUCCCUACUACAAGAGCAACGACGACCGCUGGAAGAAUUCCGUGCGCCACAAUUUGUCCAUUAACCCGCACUUCCGGAAGGGCAGUAAGGCACCCCAGGGAGCUGGACACCUCUGGACAAUCUCCUCCAGGGAUUCAGAAGCCAAUAAUUUGGCAUGGGAACAUAAAAAACAGCGUUUGGAGCUGUUUUUCAAGAUGGAGGCAGCACAUUCGCCUGCUGUGGUGCGGCGAGAUGCCGAUGGGGUGUUCGAUGAGACAGCUGCAGCAACAGCAAGCAUCCUGCCACCGCCUGAGAGUAACUCGCCCGAGAAUCACGUGGCAAUGAAGCAGCCUGCAGCAGACUCCUUAGCGGCUUUCUACGCAACGCAGGAACAGCAUCAGAUGCCCUUUGAUGUGACAGAUGCUUCGGAUGAUCUUCGUCGUGUUGCCGGGGAGAUCCUCAAUGGCGUCCGCCGGAACGUCGAGGUGCAAAUUGUUCAUCCGGGCGCUUCGUUUGCCAUUGACACCACCGGGGACUACUUGAACCCCCUGUCAAAGGAUGAAAUUGUCCAGGAGAGUGGAUUGCGCUCAAUGGGCCCCCAUGGGGGACGCGUUAGUGACAUUGGCAAUGAUUACUUUGUAACGGAAAUCGAUCCCAUCGAAUUGGGUAUCAAUAUGACAACCAAUGGGGAGGAGGAAGUCCUCUUUGGGGAUGACUUCAACCUCAACUACUUCGGCAUUGGGACAGGAAGUAACAUUGUUGCCUGACAGAAGACCUAGAAUGCCCAUGGCAGCACACCAUUUAUCACACAUAGCUGGCAAAAUUGAUAGCAUUCUGUGGCUUCGUAAUAACCAAACCCCUCUCCUCCUCUUCCUCCCUCCAAUCCCAAUGCGCCAUCAUGUCUUUUGCGCCCCAUGUAGCCGCCAUUUUUUCGUCUAGUCAACCGUUGGGGUGAGAAUAAGAAGAAUUAAAUUGAAAUCUCCAAGAUUCUUGGAUAUUUCUUGAAUUAAUUUUGAAAUCCUAACGAUCCUAAUUUUAUUUUAUUUUUCCUCCUAAUAUAUAACUCAAAAAAAAAUGUCUGGUGUAAUGUAUAGACGAUUAUAGAGAUUGGUGUAGUGAGGAAAAUACCGAGAGAUUUUGUACUUGAAUGAUAUAAAAGUAUCUCAAUUAAAUGAAUUUCACACUUGAA